AUGGCCGGAGAUCCUAGAGCACUGCUCCAGAAAGCCGACAAGGCGGCUUCAGGAGCGACGGGCGGCUUCAGUCUCUUUGGCGGACGGACAGAAAAAUGGGAAAACGCCGCUGACCUCUACACACAAGCCGCCAAUGCAUUCCGGGUACAAAAGCAAAACUACGAAGCAGGUCAGGCAUUUGAAAAGGCGGCGUCGAUACAACAGAGCAAACUCAACGAGCCCGACGACAUGGCCAACACGCUGACUGAGGCGUUCAAAGUGUACCGCAAGGAGUCGCCGACCGACGCAGCACGGGUGCUCCAGACGGCGAUCCAGCACUACACGACCAAGGGCAACUUCCGGCGGGCGGCGACACACCAGCAGAACCUGGCGGAGGUGUUCGAGAUGGAGAUUGGCGACCAGAAGAAGGCGCUGGAGGCCUACGACACGGCGGCGCAGUGGUACGAGAGCGACAACGCCGAGGCGCUCGCCAACAAGCUGUACCUGAAAGUCGCCGACCUGGCGGCGCUCGAGGGCGACUACGCCAACGCCAUCGCCAAGCUCGAGGCCGUGGCCCGCUCGUCACUCAACAACAACCUCAUGCGCUGGAGCGUCAAGGACUACUUCCUCAAGGCGGGCAUCUGCCACCUCGCCGCCGGCGACCUGGUCGCCACGAAGCGCGCCCUCGACCAGUAUCGCGACCUCGACAACAGCUUCGCCGCAACCCGCGAGAACAUGCUGCUCACCGACCUCGUCGCCGCCGUCGAGGAGGGCGACCAGGAAGCUUUCGCCGACAAGCUGUUCCAGUUCGACUCGCUGAGCAAACUGGACAAGUGGAAGACCACCAUCCUGCUCAGAGUCAAGAAUGCAAUUGAGAAGGAGGAAGAGGACUUUUCGUAG
This is a messenger RNA of Exophiala spinifera, 879 nucleotides long. RefSeq lists its product as uncharacterized. Gene Ontology annotation, molecular function: soluble NSF attachment protein activity; syntaxin binding. The record is from RefSeq and is a predicted model, not a curated record. Gene Ontology annotation, cellular component: SNARE complex; vacuolar membrane. Bases 1 to 879 code for a protein of 292 amino acids. NCBI's taxonomy places the organism in Eukaryota, Fungi, Ascomycota, Eurotiomycetes, Chaetothyriales, Herpotrichiellaceae. Gene Ontology annotation, biological process: SNARE complex disassembly; intracellular protein transport. The transcript has 2 exons.